GCAAGGACUACUAGACUAGUAUUCAUUGUCCUACCCAAGGCCUGUUCCUCCAAUGCCAUGGCCCUGGCAGUCAGAGAGUGCUCCGGUUGAUGGGAAAAAAGAAGCACUAGCUCAAGAGACCAAUACUGUGCUCGACCCACGCACCUGGCUCGACACCAAUGUGCUUGUGCCUGUCCUGCUUCUGACCUCUGCUUCACUAGGCGCCUACCACUUCUACAGACGCGGUCUCAGACGCUACCCGACCAUUGAUCACCUCCCUGCUCAAAUAUAUGGCUCCAGCAACCCGAAAGCACGCUCUCGCAGUCUUCUUGGCUAUGUGACCUCAGUUGGCGACGGCGAUAAUUUUCGCUUCUUUCACACACCUGGCGGGCGUUUGACUGGCUGGGGCUGGCUGAGAUCUGUGCCCACCGACAAGAAGGCUCUGCGUAACCAGACCAUUCAUGUUCGUAUUGCUGGGAUUGACGCGCCAGAGCUGGCUCACUUUGGCAAUCCUGCGCAACCAUUCGGCAAGGAAGCGCUCGACUGGCUGGCUAGCACCGUCCUUCACAAGCGUGUGCGUGUUCGAAUACAUUCGCGUGAUCGAUUUGAUCGUGUCGUCGGCAAUCCAGAGAUGCGUCAAUGGCCCUUCAUCUGGAUCAAGCGCGAUGUUGGUCUCGAACAAAUUAAGGCUGGCAUGGCAACAGUGUUUCGACAGGGCGGCGCAGAGUAUGGUGGCUUGAUGGAUGCUAUGGAACGUGCUGAAGGAGUAGCUAAAGCUGCCAAGAAGGGCAUGUGGAGUCAGGGCAAGAAGCUUGAAACGCCUGCAGCAUACAAGAAGCGGACGCGUGGAGAAGACCAUGAAGUUGUCACGUCAAAGACACCCAAGAUGGCAGCGCAGCAAAACAACAGCCUACUCGCCUGGCUCAAAUGGUCGAUUGGCAAGUGAUGCUACUUCUUCAAAUUGACAAACUUUUGGUAAAAGAAGGAGGGCGUUGAUGGCUGCUUUCUUG
This is a messenger RNA of Protomyces lactucae-debilis, 989 nucleotides long. RefSeq lists its product as uncharacterized. The record is from RefSeq and is a predicted model, not a curated record. Gene Ontology annotation, cellular component: cytoplasm; mitochondrion. NCBI's taxonomy places the organism in Eukaryota, Fungi, Ascomycota, Taphrinomycetes, Taphrinales, Protomycetaceae. The transcript has a single exon. Bases 53 to 925 code for a protein of 290 amino acids.